Messenger RNA from Dujonia railenensis, 2241 nucleotides. NCBI's taxonomy places the organism in Eukaryota, Fungi, Ascomycota, Pichiomycetes, Serinales, Debaryomycetaceae. The record is from the annotation of a GenBank genome assembly.
AUGACGUUGGAUCCUCAGUCGCAACCCAGAAGUGUUUCGGUUUCCAUAAGUUCCAACUCUUCGUAUACCAAGACUGGUGUACCUGCUGACAAGGUGCGCGAACAAUUAAGAACUGCGUCCUAUGGAAGCAAUUUUUUCCAGGGAAACGCUACUGGUGAUGAUGAUGCUAGUGACUCCAAAGUAGCCGCGGCCGAAAAGGACUCGGAAUUGGAUAUCGUUGGUGCUUUGGGCAACCUAGACCUUGACGAGUCCAAUGAUCCAGAGCAAACUGCCAGUGCCAUUUCGGAGGACAUCCCAAAGUCGACUACUCCGUUCACCAUGAACCAGCUGCAGUUUUGGGAUCCUUCGUACCAGAGCCACCCUCACUACAGCCAACAGUUCUAUCCACCAUACCAGCACCUUCCUACCGGAUCUUUAACCCCGAACGAUGUAUCAGGUGUGGGAGCUGGAGCUGGAGCAGGCUCAUCCGCAAGAGGUGGCCUCAAGUCAACUCCUUCCACAUGGAGCAGUAACAGCUUUAUUCCGGCCUCAGCACCCCCAUUUAUGUAUUCAGGUGAAUCCGAUUUAACUGGUGCCCUCUCUUCCAUCAAACCAUUUGAAUUGCCAGAAGAUAAAGAGAAUUUGAGCCUGUUUGGCAACAAUGCAUCUACCAACACGAGCAACUCUUCUUCUACAUCUACUCCUACGCCUAGCGGGCAAAGUGGUCCAGUAGGUACCGGGUUCCAAGGGUUAGUCCAACCAUACUUCACUACAGAUGGAUUGAGAGAAGCGCCAUUCAUUAAAGAGGGCGACAAGCUGGCUUCUCCCGUAAAUGCACAAAUUGUUGGAACUGGGUCUAGAGCUAGCGGAGUACCAAUUUUUCCUGAUUUCAUGCCAUUCAAGAAUCCGGCUCCUGCUCUUAACAACAAUAGCAAUGCCUUGAACUUAUCCUCGCCAAUGCAUCACCCUCAUCAAAUACAUCAGAUGUAUCAUCAUCCUCACCAACAAGAGCAGCAGAUGGAUAUGUGGAGCCAAUACCAGCCAAAUAUUCAAAAUGCUCCUAUGGAGUCAGGAAAUUACAGAAGAUAUAACAACAAUGGCAAUAAUAACAACAACGGUGGAAAUAACAAUAAUAACAAUAAUUCAAACGUUUCGAAUUACAAACAACAUCGUUUCGCUAAUGAUUCUAUGAAUGUUCAUCGUAAACUUCAUAACAAUACACAUAAAAGAAAAGGAGAUGAUGCUUCCAAAUAUGCCAAUGCUAAAUUGGAAGAUUUCUCUGGAGAUAUUUAUUCUUUAUGCAAAGAUCAACAUGGUUGUAGAUUUUUGCAACGUCAAUUAGACUUAGGAAGAGAUACGAAGAAAAAUAACUCCAAUGGAUCUGUUCUUAGCAACGAAGUGGCCGCUACCAUGAUAUUCAACGAGAUUUAUCUCAAAAUUAUCGAACUUAUGACCGACCCAUUUGGUAAUUACCUUAUCCAAAAGCUUUUCGAAAAUGUUUCAGUAGACCAAAGGAUAAUUCUUGUCAAGAAUGCCCUGCCAGAUUUCAUUAGAAUUGCAUUAGAUCCACAUGGUACUAGAGCAUUGCAAAAGCUCGUAGAAUGUAUCACCACAGAGGAAGAAUCCAACUUGAUCAUAUCUCUGCUUUCUACCCAUAUUGUUCCAUUGUCAAGAGAUCUCAACGGGAAUCACGUUGUUCAGAAAUGUUUACAGAAAUUGAAGCCACUGGAAAACCAAUUUAUAUUUGACACCGCUUCUGAACAUUGCAAUGAGAUUGCUACGCAUAGACAUGGGUGUUGUGUUUUGCAGAGAUGCUUAGAUCAUGGUAAUGCCCAACAAAUUAGGCAAUUGAGCUUUAAGGUUGCUGAGAACGCUACCAACUUGUCCUUGGAUCCUUUUGGGAAUUACGUUGUUCAAUACGUUUUAAGUAGAGGAGAUGAUCAACUGAUUGAUAAGAUCUUACAGCAUAUUAAGUUGAACGUUAUCUCAUUGAGUUUACAUAAGUUUGGGUCUAACGUUAUUGAGAAAUCUCUUCGUAUCAACAAAUUAUCCAAUAGCUUGAUUGAAGUUUUGUUGUUGAACAAAAAUAGAUUUGGUGAAAUGUUAAAUGACGCAUACGGGAACUACGUAUUGCAAACCAGUUUAGAAGUUGCAAACCAACAAGAUUUGGCUAAAUUAAGUGCCAGCUUACAACCAUUGUUACCAAACAUCAAAAAUACGCCCCAUGGUAGAAGAAUCAUGACCAAGAUUCAACAACUUUAG